Molecule: messenger RNA, 1171 nt
Organism: Clarias gariepinus (North African catfish)
Lineage: Eukaryota; Metazoa; Chordata; Actinopteri; Siluriformes; Clariidae
Gene: colec10
Product: collectin sub-family member 10 (C-type lectin)
Exons: 6
Coding region: 23-760 (245 amino acids)
Source: RefSeq, a predicted model, not a curated record
UCGAGCGUAGCGCUGCACAGACAUGGCUGGACAGAAGUUCCUUAGGAAAACUCUCUUACUGAUUUUGUUUCUGGUUCUUUGUGUUUCUUCAGGGUUCUCCAUGGACGUUUGUUCGAACACCAUUUUACCCGGGUCUAAAGGAGAUCCCGGCGAGGUGGGCGAUACAGGAGAUGAGGGACGACUAGGGAAAACCGGUCCACCGGGACACACGGGUGUCCCGGGGGAGAACGGAGAGAAAGGAGAUGCUGGGAGAAGUGGGAAAAUGGGACCUUCAGGAGAGCCAGGAGAAGCAGGAGAGACAGGAAGCGCUGGAUCCGCAGGGUCAAAGGGAAAAACGGGCUCUACGUGUGACUGCGGGAGGUACAGGCGACACAUCGGGCAAACGGAAAUCAACACCAACAAACUGAGAAAUGCCAUAAAGUUCCUGAAAACUGUGAUCCUGGGCAUUAAGGAGACGGAGCAGAAGUUUUACCUGCUGGUGAGGGAGGAGCGUAAACACCGAGAUGCUCAGCUGAACUGCAGGCUGAGAGGUGGAACCCUGGCUCUGGCUGACAACAAGAACAUCAGCACCCUUCUGGGUUCCUACAUCAGCGAGGCAGGUCUCACUCACGUUCUAGUUGGAACUGGGGGAGAACCCGAGCACAGCGCGAAUGCUACGGUUUCCGGCCGCAGGUGUGCACAGGUGGCGUCUGAUGGAGCGUUGAGCCGGGCCGAGUGCGACAGCGAGAAGUUCUACAUCUGUGAGUUCUCCAAGAUCUAAGUGCAGAACCGUUCUUCAAGAAGACACUUAAAGAGGAGAAAGGGUUCUUCAGAGGUUAUUCAGAUCAUUAUGAGUUAUAUGAUAUUAUAUAUGAUAAUAUUAUAGUAAUACUGUGAUCAUAUUAUCAAUAUUAUAUUAAUAUUAUAAACAUCAUACUGUUUUUUUUUUAUUUGAAGUGAGUGUAUAUAUUCUUUGGCUGACUCUGUACAUAUAAAAACGAAUAAAGCAAUAAAGUCUUAUGACUAUGUCCUACAGACGUGACUACGCUCUAAUCAUGUAAAUGUCAUUAGGGCUAAAGGUCACUAUGACAUCAUCAAAUCACAGAGUAAUAUAAUGUAAUAUUCACCAAAAUGUUUCAUUUUAAAUAGAUGAGAAUUCAUAAAUUUGCCAAUAAAGGCAUGUCAUUCCCUC